AGGUGACCGGCUACGUGAUAAAUACCGAGUUUUUGGGAAACGGAUUUAAGUUAGUAUCAAAACCCAUGGUAAUCUAAUUAUUUUGUAUUACUUCAACCAAUAACCAAGAGAGAGCUCAAAUAAGCCAUUUUUGCGUAAAGAUGUGGUCAUGACCGUAACCAAGCCGCGUCCUGUUCGUUUUCAUCUCUUCUCUUACUCUCAGGAUUAAGUAUACUAGAGUUUGAAAAAAAAAAAAGGGAAAGUUCAGAAAGGGGAAUUUGGUAGAGGUGUUAAGAAGAGAAUACGAUCCAUGUGGCUCCUGGUUGACUGGUGGCGGUAUAGCUGAGGUGUUUGAUAUCCAGUAUUGGAUGGUAGGAAAGGUCGCAAACGUGUUAAAGAACAAUAAUCGAUUUGUCAUUAAUUCUUUGGGACCAUCUAGCUUUAAGGAAUUUCGAGCAUCAAGUUUAAGGAUUAGUCAGGUUUGCCAUGACAACGAGUGGGUGGUGACUGGAAAGGUUGCUCAGGUUAAAGACUUGGCCAACAAUUUUACACCAAAAACGUCCAUACCGUGGUUGUGGCUUGUAACGUAAGGGUGGGGCUGAUAAUGUCACCAUGUGUCUGUCCAUGAGAGCCAUGUAUAAAGGCUAUGCCCAUCAAUCUUGAAGAAUAUGGAGCCGUUCUUUGGAGAAAUCCAUAAGAAAAGGAAAUCGCCUCCGUGUCGUAGAGGGUUUGAUGAAUCUCUUAAGAGAAAACUUCCGUUCUUUAACCAGGUAGAUGAUAUUUCUUGCCAAAAUGUAGGGGUUGAUGAAAAAUUCAUUAAGCAAUCUACUAACAGGAAUUACAGAAUGGAAAAUACUGCUCCUCACCGUUUACAUGAUUCUUCUAGGCCUCUUUGGUCUACUGAAGAUAGUGACCGAUGCUCAGUUGCUAGCUGUAGUUUUAAUGGUGUUGCUGACUAUGCCGGCCAAGUUUCCCAUAAAUCAUCGGAAAACACAUCUGAUAAUUCUGAUGCUGAAUCAUCAUUCCCUUCUCUGUGUGGCAAAAAAGACUUACCCUUGUCCCCCCAAGACGUAAUAGUUGAUGUCCAUCAACUAGAGCUCCGUGCUUACAAGUCAACAGUGGAGGCAUUGUACGCUUCAGGGCCUCUAACUUGGGAGCAAGAGUCCCUGUUAACAAAUCUCCGCCUCUCCCUCAACAUUUCAGACGAGGAAUAUCUACUCCAACUAAGACAUCUUUUGUCUGCUCAAGUUCCCUGAUCUGGUUUGUAUCUCUGCAUCUUGCCAAGGUUCUGUAUUUAAAUGGUUCAGGCUCACCCAAUGACAGUGUUGAGAUAUGUGAGCUAUUGCAGGUGGCACCUUAACCUUCGGAGUGUAUGUAACGUGUAAAUACUUUUGAGGAAUUGAGUUUUUAGUUGUUGAAGCUUGGAGCCAGUAACAGGAAUCCAUGUUUCUGAAUUUCGUUGUCUUUGUAAUGUCGAACCUAUGUAGAAAUGACUUCCUUUCAUUCUGAGUAUUUGUGAAUUCACUCGCA
This is a messenger RNA of Theobroma umbraticum, 1509 nucleotides long. The record is from RefSeq and is a predicted model, not a curated record. NCBI's taxonomy places the organism in Eukaryota, Viridiplantae, Streptophyta, Magnoliopsida, Malvales, Malvaceae.